This is a messenger RNA of Vidua chalybeata, 1808 nucleotides long. Its product is annotated as protein BTG1-like. Bases 480 to 1187 code for a protein of 235 amino acids. Gene Ontology annotation, biological process: negative regulation of cell population proliferation; negative regulation of mitotic cell cycle. The transcript has 2 exons. NCBI's taxonomy places the organism in Eukaryota, Metazoa, Chordata, Aves, Passeriformes, Viduidae. Gene Ontology annotation, cellular component: nucleus; cytoplasm. The record is from RefSeq and is a predicted model, not a curated record.
UUAUUCUAAAUGCUAGCAAUAAUUCCAUAACGCCAAUGCAAGUGUUGUUUCUUUGUCCCUUAUUUCAAUUAAGAUCGAUGUGAACGUGUUUUGUGUUCUGAUUCUCAAAACACUGAGUAAAUCAAAAUUGAAGUGGAUGACUGAAUCAGUCCAGGUACCAGCAGAGAUUUAUUUUUUUUAGCUUAAUUCCUAAAGUAUGAGGUACUGAAAUGCAAAUGGGACUUCGGUGAAAAUUUGUUAUAAUAAAAUAGCAUCUUGAUCCCGACCUGAGAGUCGGUUAGGAGAGAAGUAGUCUGGGUUUUGGGCAAACGUCAAGAGUUCUGUCAUUUGCUGGUACAGGGAAAGGAAAACCCGCACGUCAAGGAUGACCUCGGCGCUGUAUGUCUGAGAUGGAGGGGGGGUUUCAGCCUGGGGUGCCGAUGAGGGCAGGGCAGAGCCGAGCGCGGCGCGCGUUGCACCCGUUAAUUCCGUUGGGGUGAAUGAGCGGCGGGGCCGGGUCCGGCCGGUGCCCCGAGCGCUGCCCGGCGGGGCGGGCUGUCCGUGCGUCGGGCUGUCCGUGCGUCGGGCUGUCCGUGCAUCCGCGCCGGUCCCGCCCCACGGCCAGCACAACAAACCCGCCCCGUCCCGCCCGCGCCGUGCGGCUGUUGCGCGGAGCCGCCCCCGGCCGCGGGGGCCGGGCCGGGCCGGGCGGCGCUGGCAGCGGGGCCGGGGCGGACAUGAGGACCGAGAUCUCCACGGCGGCCGCGUUCGUGACCCGCCUCCUGCGGGCCGCCGGCGGGGUCGGCGAGGAGCAGCUGCGGUGCUUCCGCGAGUGCCUGCAGGAGGCGAUGCGCGAACACUACAAGCACCACUGGUUCCCCCUGGUGCCCUCCAAGGGCUCCGGCUACCGCUGCAUCAGGAUCAACCAUAAGAUGGACCCCUUGAUAGGAAAGGCGGCGGGGAUGAUCGGACUGAACCACGAGAGGCUCUUCCAGCUCUUACCCAGCGAGUUAACGCUGUGGGUCGACCCCUUCGAAGUGUCCUAUCGCAUAGGUGAGGAUGGGUCUAUCUGUGUGCUGUACGAAGGCCCCCAGCCUGGAGGGAAGGCGGCCAAACAGCUGGAGAGCAGGACCAGCUGCAAGGAGGAGUGGAGAAUUGGCAGAUCCAGCCCUUCCAAGAGUUACAACAUGAUGACGGUUUCCAGUUAAAAACAACUCUUCCCUGUACGAUGUUGUAUGUAUCCCAACUUCGUGGUAAAGUUAGAUGUAGCUGAGCUUUUUUUGUUUUUAAUUACUUUUUUUUCACACUAUAGUCAUUAAAGUUGUGGUAGUACUGCCAAGUUCUUUGUGGCCAAGGGCUAAAUGUAUAAAGCAGUUCUUUACACUGCAUGUUCCUUUCUGGGUUGUGUCCUGUAAAUGCACUGUACAGUUGGUGGAUUGUUUUACACAUUUAUAGUUUCGAAAAAGUUUUGCGCAUUUGUAAUAAAAAGCAAUAUUGUAGCACUCUUUAUGAUGGGUUGUAGUCAAAAUUAGUACUUGCUAAAAAAAUAAAUCUGCAAUUUGCAGAGCAAUAACACAAAGAGGGGUGGGAAACAGAUCUAACAUAAAUCCAGUGAUUUGUCUGCACAGACUUCUCUCAGGGUCAUUCUAGUUUGACUGUGAGGCACAAAUCACAGAAAUAACUCUUUAUUUUUCCUUUUUCAAAGCAUGCAUUUAUUUGAGGGCUGGGUUCCAUCACACCCAAAUAUUUUAGCAAAAAGAAAUGGAGAAUUCAUUGUCUUGUUAUUGCUAGUUAUGGGAGUAGAAAAAUAAAGACUUGCUUAAAAUGCU